This is a messenger RNA of Xenia sp. Carnegie-2017, 637 nucleotides long. RefSeq names its product fibrinogen C domain-containing protein 1-A-like. NCBI's taxonomy places the organism in Eukaryota, Metazoa, Cnidaria, Anthozoa, Malacalcyonacea, Xeniidae. The record is from RefSeq and is a predicted model, not a curated record.
AUGGCCAAAGAUUGCACUGAGGUACAAAAUAAUGGCAAGAACGAAAGUGGAGUUUAUCAAAUUGAUCCUGAUGGUCAAGGAUCUUUUAAUGUCUACUGUGACAUGACUUCAUAUGGUGGUGGCUGGACUGUAUUUCAAAGACGCCAGGAUGGAAGUGUUGAUUUCUAUCGUGGGUGGAAUGACUAUAAAGAAGGUUUUGGUAAUCUUAGUUCUGAAUUUUGGCUUGGAUUGGAUAAAAUAUACCGACUAACAUCUGCAAGGAGAAAUAAACUUCGUGUCGACCUGGGAGACUGGUUAGGAAACAAAGCAUAUGCUGAAUAUGAAUAUUUUGCUGUAAAGAAUGAAAGUAAAAAAUAUCAACUAAGUCUUGGUAAAUAUUCUGGAAAUGCUGGAGAUUCAUUAUCUUAUCAUAAUGGCAUGGCGUUUACAACAAAAGAUUCAGAUAAUGAUAAAAGUGGAAACUGUGCCAUACUACAAGGUGCUUGGUGGUAUGUAGGUUGUUAUGCUUCUAACCUGAAUGGACACUACUAUAGUGGCAACCAAAACAAUUACAAAGGUGUGAUUUGGAAUACUUGGAAAUAUGAUAAUUCCUUAAAGUUCACUGAGAUGAAAAUAAAACCAUAAAGAAUUUCCAAAA